GCGAGAGGUGAGAUGCCAGAGCUUCGAGAUGAUGGUCGACAGACAAAGGAUAUAACACCUCUUGACAGACCGAUGGUCUUGACACUACCAUUUCCCACACACGCUCUCGCAGUGCUUUGCAUAGCCCCUAUUCAUCAUGCAUCUUUCCAACCUUUUGUCAACCAGCCUUGUGCUGCUGGCCUCCGCUUUGACCAGCAAGGCACAGUCCUGCAACCUCCCUUCCACCUACCGCUGGUCAUCGACCGGACCACUCGCCACUCCCAAGAACGGCUGGGCCUCUCUCAAGGACUUCACAACCGUCCAGUACAAUGGCAAGAAGCUCGUGUACGGCUCCACAGCCAGCUCUGGCGGAAAAUACGGCUCUAUGAACUUCGGUUUGGUCAACAACUGGUCCGACCUCGCCUCUGCCAGCCAAAACGCACAAUCUUUCAAUGCCGUUGCACCCACCCUUUUUUACUUCAAGCCGAAGAACAUCUGGAUCCUGGCGUACCAAUGGGGUCCUACAACCUUCACCUACCGCACCUCGGCUGACCCUUCUAACGUCAACAGUUGGGGCGCCGCACAGCCUCUGUUCAGUGGCAAGAUCACCGGCUCGGACACCGGCGCCAUCGACCAAACCGUCAUCGGCGACGCAAAUAACAUGUACCUUUUCUUCGCCGGCGACAAUGGCAAGAUCUACCGUGCCAGCAUGCCCAUCGGCAAGUUCCCCGGCGACUUCGGUACCGCGAGCACCGUCGUCAUGACGGAUAGCAAGAACAACCUCUUCGAGGCGGUGCAGGUGUACACGCUUGCCAACCAGCCCUCGCCCAAGUAUCUCAUGCUCGUCGAAGCUAUUGGUGCGAAUGGAAGAUACUUUCGCAGCUUUACGGCAUCGAAGUUGGAUGGCACCUGGACUCCCCAGGCUGCUUCUGAGCAGAAUCCGUUUGCAGGCAAAGCGAACAGUGGUGCUACUUGGACCAACGAUAUCAGUCACGGAGACUUGUACAGGGCGAACCCUGAUCAAACGUUCACUGUUGAUCCCUGCAACCUGCAGCUGUUGUACCAGGGUCGUGAUCCGAAGAAUGUCCCGAGUGAUUACAACUUGUUGCCCUACCGCCCUGGUGUUUUGACACUGCAGCGAUAA
Macroventuria anomochaeta is the source of this 1123-nucleotide messenger RNA. Its product is annotated as glycoside hydrolase family 62 protein. NCBI's taxonomy places the organism in Eukaryota, Fungi, Ascomycota, Dothideomycetes, Pleosporales, Didymellaceae. The record is from RefSeq and is a predicted model, not a curated record. Gene Ontology annotation, molecular function: alpha-L-arabinofuranosidase activity. Gene Ontology annotation, biological process: L-arabinose metabolic process. The transcript has a single exon. Bases 137 to 1123 code for a protein of 328 amino acids.